AUGAGCCAGCGCUCGGAGUGUACGGUUGCCCUGCCGGUCGGUCAGAUGCCACUGAUAAGUAAGGAGCGAAGAAAAAGUAUGCAGGUCGAAUCAAAACUUGAAGAAAAUAAGCCAGACAUCCAAGAUGUUAUCAACCUACUCAAGGAACUAAGACAAGAAAAUAAAGACCAAAUAAAGAACCUGGAAACCGAACUUGAAAAUAAAAAACUACACCUACGCAUAAAGGAACUUGAGCGGCGUGAAGAUGAGUCAAACCAGUAUUCUCGUAUAAAUUGUAUCGAGAUAAAUGGAAUACCCGAGAUUGAGAAAGAAGAUGUUUUAGAAGUGGUAAAAAGUGUUGGAAGAAGCUUAGACGUAGCAUUAACGGAAGAGUCAGUGGAUGCGUGUCACAGACUUGGACCUAAGCACAGAAGUGGAAUCCAGCCCCGAGGUAUAAUAGUUAAGUUUACCAGAAGAAUCAAAAAGGAAGAGUUCCUAAAGCAGAGAAGAGUUAAGCGCGAUCUCAAUACACAUGACGUUGGCUAUGUUGAUCAUCCUGCCGAAAUUGUCUACAUUAAUGAAAGUUUGACCAAAGCAAGACGUGAAGUUUACAAGGAAGUCCGAACUCUAAAGAAAACUUAUAAAUACAGCUACGUAUGGGUGAGAGGUGGAACGAUCCUCGUACGACCAACGGAAGGUGCUAGAAUAAUUGCAGUCACUACAAUGGAGGACUUGGAGAAGCUACCAAGACAUGCCCCUGAACCUGCACCUGCGCCAGCGUCGCCGAAUUCAUCUGAUUCUCAGGAUGCGGCCUCCUCCGAACAGUAA
This is a messenger RNA of Macrosteles quadrilineatus (aster leafhopper), 807 nucleotides long. RefSeq lists its product as uncharacterized. The transcript is spliced from 3 exons. Lineage: Eukaryota; Metazoa; Arthropoda; Insecta; Hemiptera; Cicadellidae. The record is from RefSeq and is a predicted model, not a curated record. Bases 1 to 807 code for a protein of 268 amino acids.